This is a messenger RNA of Eptesicus fuscus (big brown bat), 495 nucleotides long. RefSeq names its product PAGE family member 4 (gene PAGE4). The transcript is spliced from 5 exons. The coding region runs from base 95 to 397 and encodes 100 amino acids. Lineage: Eukaryota; Metazoa; Chordata; Mammalia; Chiroptera; Vespertilionidae. The record is from RefSeq and is a predicted model, not a curated record.
UUCCGUGCGCAGAGUUCGGCGGUUUGCGUCUUAAGGUCGAGUUUCUUUCUCGUGGGCUGAGUAAGACUCAACUGGUAGGUUCACAGCGUGAAAAAUGAAUGCAAGACUGAGAUCAAGAUCUAGAGGAAGACCGGAUGGUCAAGAGUCUUUUGAUCCAUUUAAACCUGUGGUUGCCCAGCAACCAAGUGACAAAAAAACUGAAGAGGAACCACCAGUUGGGGGUCCGAAUAAUGAACCUGGACAAAAGAGAGGAGAGGGAGCACCUGUGGUUAAAGGUGAAAGCCAGAAAAUGGCUCUGGGAGAGACUCGUGAUGAGUGUGCAGAUGGCAGUGAUGGGGAGGAGAAGAUCCCAGCUAUUCUGGCACCUGCUAAGAUUCCAAAAGGUGAUGGCCAGUGAGACAUUAAAAAGAAGACAAGCCGAAGCCACACAUGCUGUUAUAUUGAUAAUAUGGCUUGUUCAAUUCUCUCAAUAAAGCUUUACAUUUGUCAUGCACA